UCGUUACAAUUGCCAUUCGCAACCAUUCGAGCGCUAAUCUUGGCACUGCGAACAACUAGAAAAAAAAUAGCAAACGUAAUUCGUAGUAAGCGAAAAUAUGUCUUUGUUACCAUUUUUCUUCGGUGAUCGUAUCAACUGCUCACGUUCAUCACGCAUCCUGGAUCAACACUUUGGAGUACCAUUGCAAAUAGACGACCUAUAUCAGACGGCCAUCCCCGAAGAGUUCAGGACGAUGAUGCGUUUUCCCGGAUACUUCAGACCGUGGAGGACGACUGCUGCCAACAUCGAUAAUGGAUCGACCAUCAGUUUGGAGAAGGAUAUGUUCCAGGUGAAUCUAGACGUAAAGCAGUUCAAGCCGGAAGAGAUCACGGUGAAAGUGACCGGAAACAACGAGAUUACGAUCGAGGGAAAGCAUGAGGAGCAGCAGGACGAACACGGAUUCAUCUCAAGGCAUUUCGUGAGGAAGUACAUCGUUCCACAAGGCUGCAACAUCGAGGGUGUCGUUUCGCAACUUUCUUCCGAUGGAGUGUUAUCCAUAAGCGCUCCGCGUCAAGAAACGACUUCCAUCGAGCAUAAAGUGAUUCCCAUCACUCAGACCGGAAAGCCUACAGUGAAACUCGAGGAACAGAAGAACUGAUACAGUAUCCACCGCAUCCACUUUCGUACUUUUGUAUCGUCUUUCCUAGAUCUUAGCUUUAAGCAACUAGUAUUAAAAUAGUAGUUACUGUUCAUUUUAUUAAUAACAAACACUCAAACUAUUCAUGUU
This is a messenger RNA of Nicrophorus vespilloides, 766 nucleotides long. RefSeq names its product protein lethal(2)essential for life-like. Gene Ontology annotation, biological process: response to heat; protein refolding. The coding region runs from base 98 to 637 and encodes 179 amino acids. The record is from RefSeq and is a predicted model, not a curated record. Gene Ontology annotation, molecular function: protein folding chaperone. Lineage: Eukaryota; Metazoa; Arthropoda; Insecta; Coleoptera; Silphidae. The transcript has a single exon.